This is a messenger RNA of Xiphophorus hellerii (green swordtail), 1974 nucleotides long. RefSeq lists its product as uncharacterized. The record is from RefSeq and is a predicted model, not a curated record. Bases 94 to 1644 code for a protein of 516 amino acids. The transcript is spliced from 7 exons. Gene Ontology annotation, cellular component: external side of plasma membrane. Lineage: Eukaryota; Metazoa; Chordata; Actinopteri; Cyprinodontiformes; Poeciliidae. Gene Ontology annotation, biological process: cell surface receptor signaling pathway; T cell costimulation; positive regulation of T cell proliferation.
GCUCCGCCCGCCAGAUUGAAGUUCAGUCUGAAGCCGUCCGUCUCUGGGUCGUCCAAAACCAACCAGAACCAUCCAGAACCACGGAUCGUGGUCAUGUUGGACUUCCUGAAGACGGGAGGACUGACGGUCAUCCUGCUGCUCGGUUCUCCUCAGGCCUCAGGUGUCCAGGUUCUGGAGGGGGCGGAUUCUGUUGUGCUGCCAUGCUCCAGUAGGUUCCCUGAUGUGGACAGAGACCUGGUGGUGUGGAGCCGGGAAGACCUGAACCCGUCCACCGUUCACCUGCACAGCCAGCGAGGCGAAGACCUUCAGAACCAGAACCAACGCUACAGAGGCAGAACCUCCAUGGAGGAGGAUGCCCUGCGGACCGGAGACCUGAGCCUGAGCCUGACGAGGCCGACGCUGACUGACAGCAGCAUUUACACCUGCACCAUCAACAGGGUGGGGGGGAACUCAACCAGAACCCAGAUUCCACUGGAGGUCCUGAGAGAAGCAGGAGUUCCUGUCUGGCUCACGGUUCUGCUGGUUCUGCUGACUGUCACUGCUGCUACCAUCGCCGGCCUGCUGCUGCGUCUCAAAAAAUUUCUGAAGAAUGUCCAACAGGUGGAGGUGAAAUCAGGGGCGGAGUCUGUCCUGCUGCCCUGUAUCUCCAUCGACAGCUUCCCUGAGGACUCCCUGGUGGAGUGGACAGACAGCAGGGGCCGGCAGGUCCACGUGUACCAGAGCGGUUCCGACCGGCCCGAGGAGCAGCACUGGGUCUACACAGACCGGACCCAGAUCAGGAAGAGGCUAAAGAAAGGCGUCCUGCUGUGUCUGAUGCUCAGACACCCUAUGGAGCGGGACAGCGGCACCUUCACCUGCACUGUGUUCAGCAGGACAAGUGCGGUGCUGCUGGAGAAGAAGGUGGAGCUCCAGGUCAAAGUCCCUCAGGUGGAGGUGGACUCGGGGGUGGAGUCCGUCCUGCUGCCCUGCAGAGCCCCGAGUCCACUGCCAGUAGAUGCCGUAGUGGAGUGGAGCUACCACCGGGUCUGGACCCGCAAGGUCCACCUGUACCAAAGCGGUUCUGACCGGCCCGAGGAGCAGUGUCCUUCCUACAGAGCCAGAACAGAGAUGAACCAGAACCCGCUCAUAUCCGGAGACCUGAGCCUGACUCUGAGAUAUCCAAUGGACGGAGACAACAGGACCUUCACCUGCAGCGUCCACAGUAGGGAUGGAGACAUCCUGCUGAGGAAACAGGUCCACCUCCAGGUCAAAGACUGUGAGGUAUUGGUGGAUCAGGGAGCGGACUCGGUCAAGUUGCCCUUCAGAACCUCGGGGGUUCCUCCCGGUACCGAGGUGGAGUGGAGCCGCACCGAACCGGAACCGCUGCUGACCGUCCAUCGGGUUGGUUUGGACUGGCCCGAGAACCAGAACCAGCUCUACAGAGACCGGACGGAGACCGGGUCAGAGGUCGGCGACCUAAGCCUGAUCCUGAAGAACCCAACGGAGCGGGACAGCGGGACGUACAUCUGCAGGGUCCAGACCCGGGACAUCAAGAGGACCAAGACCAUCACGCUGAGAGUCAGCGGCAGCAGCCAGGGACCAGCUGUGGACAUCAGUGGGACAUCCAAUGAACACUGUCCUCUGCUGGACCGUCCAACCAACUAAUCGGUCACCAGCGUCCACCAGUGGGACAGGAGGGACAUGAGGACGUUGUCCUCAGCAGGAAGACAGCAGGACGUCCUCAGUUGAACUCCUCCAGCUCUCUGAGAAUCUGAUCCAGUCUCUGAAGGGACAGUGCGGUUGACCUCUGACCUCUGUCUCCAGAGACAUGUUGUCUCCUGACAGCAUCAGUCCCCUGGACAGAGCCCAUCGGAUUGGACAGGACGCAGGACCCUGUACCUCUGCUUUUUAUUUUUGAUGGGUUUUCAGGAUUUUUUUAUUUAUUUUUUUACAUGAAAUAAAAACAAGUAAAAGGAAAAUAGUUUUUUAUUUUUA